Molecule: messenger RNA, 507 nt
Organism: Aspergillus wentii DTO 134E9
Lineage: Eukaryota; Fungi; Ascomycota; Eurotiomycetes; Eurotiales; Aspergillaceae
Exons: 4
Coding region: 1-507 (168 amino acids)
Source: RefSeq, a predicted model, not a curated record
AUGGGGAAGAACAAGAAUGCUAAUAAACCACUGACACAAGAGGAAAUCUGGGAUGACUCUGCCCUUGUUCGAACAUGGGAUGAGGCUGUUGAAGAAUACAAACUUUAUCAUAGCAUUCAUGCCAAAGGGGAGAAUGUCGAGGAUGUCCUGAGAGAGGCAGAGACUGCAGAGCCUGGUCAACAUAAUGACGGACUUGAUGAAACUCACGAUUACAUGGAGGCCGACGUUGAACCGAUCGAUUCAGGCACCACUGCGGCUGCGGUCGAUGAGACUCAACAAGCUCCGCAGGUAGAUACAUCCCAGGUUACAGAAAAGCCAAAUAUAUCACCCAAUCCACAAGCUGGUGCAGGGGCUCAGGUACCUCCAGCAGCCCCUAUGCCUCAAGCAACUCUGUCACAUGUACAAGAUGAAGGCCUGAAGAAUCUCAUGAUGGCCUGGUAUUAUGCCGGGUAUUACACCGGCCUUCAUGAAGGACAGCAAAAGGCCAACCAGAACACAAGCUCAUGA